Spinacia oleracea (spinach) is the source of this 416-nucleotide messenger RNA. RefSeq lists its product as uncharacterized. Lineage: Eukaryota; Viridiplantae; Streptophyta; Magnoliopsida; Caryophyllales; Amaranthaceae. The record is from RefSeq and is a predicted model, not a curated record. Bases 56 to 397 code for a protein of 113 amino acids. The transcript is spliced from 2 exons.
UGUUCUUUUGUUAAAAAAAAGAACAAACGUUGUUCUUUUGUUAAAAAAAAGAACAAUGACUGCUCUGUCCCUUUUUUUUUCGUUCUUUUGUUUUUCACUCUAUUUUUCUGGUAUAUAUACCUUCUUUUUUAUAAUUUUCGAAUCAGAAUUUGUGAAGAGGAGAGAGAAAAACUAUGGAAAGGAGAGAGAAACUGUGAAGAGGAGAGAGAAAGUAAUGGAAAAUUCUCAGAUAUUGGUUGAUUUUUCUACUUCAAUAUCAAAUUCUAUUGAUUCUUCUUCUUCAAAUUUGAAUUCCUCUGCUGAUAAUCCGAUUUGUGAAGCUGUUUUUGAAGAUUUAACAUCAUUUGUUGCUGGUCAAGUAAAAGCUUCCUUUGCUCUUCAAUACUGUACUUUUUGAAAAAAGAACAAACAUAAAA